Molecule: messenger RNA, 1248 nt
Organism: Amphimedon queenslandica
Lineage: Eukaryota; Metazoa; Porifera; Demospongiae; Haplosclerida; Niphatidae
Exons: 6
Coding region: 1-1248 (415 amino acids)
Source: RefSeq, a predicted model, not a curated record
AUGUCAGUUUCCAGACAGCCAAAUAGAGUCAAUGAAUGCCGUAGGUGUGCUACUGACAAGCACAUUCCUAAGCUCUACUCAUCUGGAAACAACAUAAACCCAGGACCAGUACCACCACAGUUACAGGAUUUAUCACAAGCAGAGGAAAUGUUGGUGUCUGCUAUUAUGCCUGUUAUGUCCAUUUACAGGCUACUUCAUGGACAGUGUGACUAUAGUGGACAUGUCAUCAACUUUCCACAAGACAUCAAGUCCUUUGCCACAAGAUUACCCCGCCUGCCAACUGAGAUCAAUAUUGUGGUUGUUUGCAAGGAAAGUGAGAGGACACACAAGGACUUUCAAGUUUGCAGGAGAUUCGUCAAAGAAUCUCUGACUUGGUUGAUGGCCAAUAAUGUCUACUAUCAGAAGAUUGGAGUUAGUUUGGAUCAGGACACAUUGGCCAUGCUACCUGAGGACGGAGACCUCUCUGACCUCUGUACAUUUCAGCCAGUAGAGUUUCAAAGCGGAACAACAUCUAAUGACACUACCACCACUGAAGAUGUACCUAAUGCUGCCCCACCAGCUACUGAGAGGGAAACCAUUGAGCAAGCAAUCAUUGGAGGGACUCCUAUCAAUGAGUUCCAGACUGAGGGAUACUUCUCAAUGGCAUUCCCUAUUCUAUUUCCUACUGGUGCUGCUUAUUUUAAUGGUACUCAAAUGAAUGGCAUUACAGCUGGUCAUUACUUCACUCACCUUAUAAAACAACAUCCUGGUGAAGCUCAUCUUACUGUAGAUGAUUUUCGUGACAUGAUCGGUUGUGAAGGAGAAAGGUUCUCAAAUAAAGUCGUUCAUUAUGGGACAAGUCUACGUGGCACCAUGCAGUACUGGUUUAGAGAGAGGAACCAUCUCAUUGCUAUGAUAGACUCUCAGGGAUUGCCCACCAUCUUCUUCACUCACAGUGCUGCUGAUCACCAGUGGUCAGAGUUAGCCAACCUCAUUUGUCCUGAAGAUCCAGCAGGCUCGUGUGAAAGCUCCACAGACUACUGGAUGAGGUUUGAGUGGCAACAUCGUAGUAGCCCUCAUGUACAUGGACUAGCUUGGCUACCCAAUGCUCUUAAUGUCGAGAACCUUCUAUCAUCACAACCUGAUCUUGUGGAGUCAACUGAACAACAGAUCAAUGAGUAUGCUGAAGAGAUAAUCUCUACCAUUAAUCCUGCUGUCCUUCCUGAUGGCAGUAAUUUUAGUGAUGCUCCACCCCCUACAGUUGAUUGA